AUGGUAAAUACGCACUCUCCCUAUCUUUUUUCUUGAAAAUUUUUAAUUUGCAGACGACGACGGAACCAGCAUUAGAUCCUUGCAAUGAUUUUUAUGAUUAUGUCUGUGCAACGGACACCAGGGUGAUCAAUAAUCUCACAUUCACUGGUAUGAACGAAGAAUUGGAAGUACUUGUGAGUAAACGUUUCUAUUCUUUUUCAAAUCAGCAUUCAGGUACCAGAAGAGAACUCGACCAUUACCAAUAAUGGAACUAUAGUUCCCCUUAGUCAACUAGUCAAACUGACCCGUUUGAUGAAGUGGUGCACUGAAAUUGAAGUUCUCUACACAGGAGUGUUCACGAGAGACUACUUUGGAGACCUUGAUUCGGUUACCAAAAUGAAUCACUCUGAGAGAUACACAGCUGUUGUGGCGAGACUUGAUGCCUUGAACUCGACGGUGAGACCAGGGUUAUGACUCAGCGACAGAUGAGUUUUUUUUUCAGAUGGUUAACAUAUUCUACAACGCACUCACUGCCAACAUUGAAAUUUUGAAUGCGAUACAAGCACCGGUUUCAAAGAAGAAUGCUUUUUUGCAUUGGAUAUUUGGAUCUCUGAAGAACAGCACAAUAGAUGAGAUUCAAGUGAGCUUCAGUGUAAAAAAGAGUUGUACAGAGCAUCAAAUUUUUCAGAAAUCUAACCUGUCGGACAGAGCGAAAAGAGUGUUGAAAAAGGGAAUCCAAAUGUCACAUAGUUAUUUCGCAUUCUAUGAUUAUAACAAUGUGACAGUGAUUGAGGAAACCAAAUUAGUGUAUGAAACGGAGUAUCACCGACUGAGAAACAGUUUAUCUUUAGAGUAAGAUUAGGCACUGAACGUUUUUAUACAUUAUAUUUGCAGAGAUCUCCUAAACCCGCUGGCGAACAAGAUUCUUCGAUUGGGAGCAACUGAUGCCGCAAUGAUCAGAAUCUCUCAGUAUAUUGAGCAUGACGAUCGGUUCAUGUUCCAAGCAAUUGUGGCAAAUCCAACUAAUGACGCUUUUCAAUAUCUGAAUAACAACCAUAUAACUGUCAUAACCAGAAACGAUCCUCAUCAACCUGAAAAAGCUGUAAGUUUUGUUAUGACCUAUUGCCAAAGCAUUGAAUGGAAUUCAGGUAGCGGAUACAGUUUUCGUGACGACUCAUGAGAUCCUCCACAGAAUCUAUCCAUACGGAUUCUUUCUUAUCGGAGCAAAUGUUUCGAGUAGUGCAAUGAAAUGCGCACAGAGGGAGGUGGAACAGUUAGGGAAUAGCGAUGCGGUGAAGCCGAAGGAAGGGUGGUUCAACAAAGAAGUUGCUCAUGAGGAUGUGGUGAAUGUGAUGGCAAUGAGGAUUGUGAUGAAGAUGGCGGCGAACAAAUCCGUGAAUGAAAAACAGGUCUGAGAUUAUCUGUUUCUCUUCGAUUUUCAGUCAUUCAGUUAAAAGAAGCACUCGAGACUAUAAUCGGUGGUCUUUGUAAACAAAAUCAACGGAAGAACGAGCCGAUUCCUCAUCAUCAUCCACUGGAAAUUUCUCUAAACAAUGCAGUCCGUCAGUAUCCCAUGUUCAGUUCCCUCUACGGUUGUCGUGCCGGAGAUCGAAUGUUUGCAAAGCCCGUAAGCUCCUUCCUGGUUCUUUGUGCCACGUGUCUUUUGUUCCAGGAAGACUUCUGCAAGCCAUUGGGCAACGAUGUGAAUAUUGAGGAUUAUUCGGUGAAAAACAAUGCGUUCAGCAAAGACGUCGGUGGCUUUUUUAAGGAUUUGAUGAAUACAUCAAAAUCGCUGAAUUUUUCCUACGGUGUUCUGUAA
Messenger RNA from Caenorhabditis sp. 36 PRJEB53466, 1798 nucleotides. Lineage: Eukaryota; Metazoa; Nematoda; Chromadorea; Rhabditida; Rhabditidae. The record is from the annotation of a GenBank genome assembly.